Molecule: messenger RNA, 3059 nt
Organism: Sycon ciliatum
Lineage: Eukaryota; Metazoa; Porifera; Calcarea; Leucosolenida; Sycettidae
Product: terminal nucleotidyltransferase 4B-like
Exons: 11
Coding region: 136-2061 (641 amino acids)
Biological process (GO): RNA 3'-end processing
Cellular component (GO): TRAMP complex; nucleolus
Molecular function (GO): poly(A) RNA polymerase activity; mRNA binding
Source: RefSeq, a predicted model, not a curated record
UACACCAAACAUCACGAGUGCUAUUUUUUUCGCUCGUGUACGUGUGGCGUUUGGGAGACUUCUGAAAGAGCAAGGUGUUUCUCGUUCUUGAAGGUCGAGACUGAAGAGUCAUCUCUCGCUUGAGUUUACAGUUCCAUGCAAAGCCGAUAUCGUUGGUUGCAGCCAGAACAAGAGGGUCCUGCUGCAUAUCUGUGGAGUUCAAUUUGGCGUAGUUGUUCCUUCACAAAUAAUGAAAUGUCGAGUGUGGAAUACCUGCCUCUGCUGCCUUGCAUGUCCGAUGUGAGACAUGUAGACGGAGUUGAGGACGAGCGCAGCGGUGACACAGAAGCUAUUUUCAACAAUCCAGCUAAACGGCGACGAGAGGAGCAGAUAAAGAGAUCUCCUAGAUGCUCUAGCCGAAUGACGACGCCGUGGCAGAAAAAUCCGUCAUAUCCGAGUAAUGUUUUGGGUCUUCAUACCGAAAUAGAGGAUUUUUCCAAGUACAUGGCACCCCUUCCGGAGGAGCUUGCCAUGCGUCAUGACCUCGUGAACAGAGUGUCUGCUGUGAUUAAGGAAAAAUGGCCACUUGCAAAGGUGGAUGUAUUUGGAAGCUUCCGCACUGGAUUGUUCCUCCCGACCAGUGAUAUUGAUAUGGUUUUGUUUGGGAACUGGACAUCUCUACCACUACAUUCAUUGGGGGAGGUGCUUGUUUCUUCGGGUAUAUCCAAUGAAGAGGACAUCAAAGUCAUUGACUCGGCUCGGGUACCAAUCGUGAAACUGUGUGACAAGCUGAGUAAACUCAAAGUUGACAUCAGUUUUAACAUGACCACCGGUGUAUCCAGUGCGUUAAUGAUUCAGGAGUACAUCAAGGAGUAUCCUGUACUGGACAAGCUGGUCAUUCUUCUGAAACAGUUCUUGCUCCAGCGUGACUUGAAUGAAGUGUUUACAGGUGGCAUCAGUUCAUACAGUUUAAUCCUGCUGGUUGUUAAUUUCUUUCAGAAUCAUUUACGGGAGAAUGCUGAUAGCUCGGCAGCUGAUAGCCAGAAUCCAAACCUGGCGGUGUUGUUGAUAGAGUUCUUUGAGCUGUAUGGCCGUAACUUUUCCUAUGACACGGUAGCCAUUCGCAUAGCCAACGGAGGCUCCUAUUUUGAUAAGGUCACGUUAUCUGAUAACCACCCCCUUGCCAAUCCAUCAUUUCUGACGAUUGAGGACCCUCUUGAUGAAACUAAUGAUAUCAGCCGGGCAUCGUGGGGUGCAGUGAAGGUGAAAAGUGCGUUUGAGCAUGCUCACGGUGUGCUGGUCAGUGCUGUUCUGUCCCGUGACCCAGCACUUCUUUCUGGACCAUCACUUCUGGGACGAAUUAUUCGCAUUAGCGAAGAUGUAAUCCGCUUCAGAGAAUCUAUGGUUCAGAAGUGGGCGGAACGCAGUGCAGUGCUAGCAGCGGGAUCAACAUCCAGUGCGUCAACAUCUCAUUCUUACUCAUCAGUUCUGUCAUCAGCUGCCCCGUCACGUUCUGGUGAACCAAGGAGAUGUACUACGCCCGAGGGUGGCGUGGCAUCUGAGGCACAGCCAACAGGCAAUCAGCUAACGUAUGCUGGGGCUGCAGCUGGAGCUGGGAAAGUAGAGGUGGCUUCUGCAAGCAUUUCAGGUUCCAGGCUUCCUCGUAGCAACUCCAUGUCAGCUUGCACCCCGGCUGCAGUGAAAUCUGGCGACAAGGCUACAGCGAACAAGUUGCAUGGCUUGCGGGGUCGCUGCAGUAGUGCGAGUAGUGUAAAUAGUACGGAUAAUAAUAAUGCGGGGGGCAUGGAUGAUCCCAAUCUGCCUUCAGCACGCCAUCCAAACAAGAGGCCAGUGGCGAAAGUGAUGGGUAUAAGAGCUGGAGGACAGCUGAAGCAAUCAGCUCACAGCAGUGCUACGAAUUCUCCAGCUACUAGCAGAGCCGACAGCAGCUGUGCGGAAAAAGAGCUUUGCAGUAGUGUGGUAGCACAGAAGAAGCGCUCAACAGGACGCUCCCAGCCUGACAGUAGCACCAGCAGUAAUCAUAGAAUAGGGAAGAGCCAUUCUCCACCUGGUGAGCGGUGACGUUGAGGGCAUCUUGUUCUUGUUUCUUUUCAUUAACUUCCUUGUUACUUGCUUACAUAGCGCUUUCACGAAAUACGAACAGAAAGAGAAAAGUUUAAACUUAGUGCGGGUUUGUCCUGCAGUCUGACAAACCUUAAGCCAAUAUUCCACAAACAUGUAGCUUUUGGCAUGUAGACUUGCCUGUCAUGCCUCCAUUGUUUUGUUCUAAUCUUCUGCUUUUUAUGCAUACAGAGUAGUGCAGAUAGCUGUGCUGAUAAGGAAAAAUUAUCUAUAUUUCACUUUGUGAGAAAACUCCCUUUUCAGUGCAAGGCGUUCAUUACCCCAUCCCACCACAUCUUUGACUACAUUUAGGUGUUUAGCUAGUUGUGCCUGUCAUAUUUAGACCCAAACACGCUAUCUACUCUCUUCUUUUUCUAUUCAUUGCAGUACUUUGUUCCGGCCUGUCAUGCUGUUUGGUUGGCUCUUUUGUCUCUCAACAUAUUCUUUGUUGUAGUCUGGGUUUUUUUUUCUUUUUUUUUUGUCCAGUUUCUUAGUGCCGUACGCUAAAAGUGUUUUCUCAUCAUUUGUUGGCAAUCUGUCUGCCUGCCUUUCCUGCUGUGUUCAGCAGCUCAUCUGGCUGUGAGAAGGGUUCUCUGCUCCAGAAGCAUCCGUUUGUUUGUGUGUCUUGAAUUCCAACUAUACCCAGUUUAGCCAGUAUGCUGCUUCUUUCAAACUCCUCUCCCUGCCUGCACUUUCCUUCUUCUCGGCUGGAUGGUGUCUUUUAUCUAGCGUUAUUGUCAUCCACAUAAUGUUCUGUCCAUUUUCUGCCGUUUUUUUAUUUCAACUUGUUUUGAUAGAAAUUGACACACUGUUAUAUUUUUUGAUCUUGAGCUGGUUUUUCUCACAACCUAUUUGACCUGCUGUUUUCCUUGCAGUGUGCAACCUAUUUAACAUGCUAUAGAACCAGUGAUGUGUGCUCUGACAUAAUAAUCUUGUUCUUCCACUGGUGUACGACUCAA